UUAUAGCAGAUAAAAGAAAUUCAACCUAUUGAUUUAAACAAACAAAAAAAGCUGUUUUUAUGCAAACAAAUUACACUUCAAAAGAGUGAAAGCUCCUAAGAACGUAUCUAAUCUAUAAUACAUUUUGGUAAGACACUGACUAAUGAGCCACAAUGCUCUUUUAUAUUAUUUGUCAGUCAGCGUUGACAUGUUUUCACAGAAUGAUCUUCACACUUGACUGUGAUAAUACUGACACUCAGACUUUGAGAUGGAAACUGGUUACAGCAACUCAUUUUAUUUAUGGUGCAACAUCGCAGUAAUAAAAAGACAACAGCCCAAAUGUGAAAGCUGAAAUGUAGAUCCAUACCAAACAAUUUUGAUUAUUUUUCACAUAUUUCAUCCAACUUAAUGUGACUAAAGGUUAUUUAGCCACAUUAAGGAUAAGUAUUAUCCAAACAGUGACAAGAAUAUCCCAGAAUUUUCAGAAAAAACACGAUACUUGAUAUUUAAAUAGAUAAAAAAGGAUCACUUCAAGCAAAUUACAUCAAAUGUUGUCGAGAAUAAAUUGUUGACCAUGUGAAAACUCAGCCACGCUGUUCACAUAAUUCAUGUGCUUCAGGCUGUGGAGGCCGCAGAACCACAGGCCUUAUAGAUACUGAAACAUCUGCAACACUUCAUGAGUUGUCAUUUCUUUACUAACACAAUUAAAGUUUGCACAGAGUCGCUGACUGAGGGAACUGGUUUAUCAAAGGGUCGACACGACACCCAAAGACAACAGGUUCAGUUUGCUGCAACUUCUUACAACUCUUGGACUUCAUGCGGAUGGGAGUAAAAUCAUAAAUGGUGAAAAGGUCCCGGAGAACGAAAUGCUGUUUAUGGCCUCGGUUCAGAACAGCCGCAACCAACAUGACUGUGGAGGAUUCCUCAUCAACGAAGACUUUGUGGUCACUGCUGCACAUUGUGAUGAUGGGAAUCCUACAAGUGUUGUUCUUGGUACCCACAAUCUCAAGAAUAUUAACGACACAAUGAGAUACAGUGUGAAGAGAUGCAAGCAUCAAUGUUAUGAGAAGGUUGAAGAGGGGUCGGACAUCAUGCUCCUCAAACUGUCCAAGAAAGCUCAACUGAACCAAAGAUUGCAGCCAAUUUCACUUCCAGAAACUGAGACUAAGAUUACAAAUAUAGAAACGUGCAGUGUUGCUGGAUGGGGCCUAACAAGUGUUGGUGAACCUGAUGAGCUGCAAAUGGUGAAUGUGCCCAUUGUUGACCUGGAUGUCUGUAAGAACGAAUGGCCUAACAUGCUUCCUGAAAAAGUUAUCUGUGCUGGUGGAUAUGGCACAAAUAAAGGAUUCUGUCAGGGUGAUUCUGGGGGUCCUCUGGUGUGCAACGGGAAGGCAGCUGGUGUUGUGUCUUACAACUGGGGCAAGAACUGCAGAUACCCAAAUAGGCCCAAUGUGUACACAGAUGUAUCACAAUACCUUCCCUGGAUCAGAAAGAUGAUGAAGGAUUGUUAAAUGUAACAGAUCAACAUACUCUUAUUGCACUGUACUGGCUCCUUAAAUGUCAUCUCAAAACUUGAAAAAUAAAAGCUUUGUUCAUAACAAA
This is a messenger RNA of Gymnodraco acuticeps, 1581 nucleotides long. Its product is annotated as trypsin-1-like. Lineage: Eukaryota; Metazoa; Chordata; Actinopteri; Perciformes; Bathydraconidae. The record is from RefSeq and is a predicted model, not a curated record. Gene Ontology annotation, biological process: proteolysis. Gene Ontology annotation, molecular function: serine-type endopeptidase activity. The coding region runs from base 846 to 1490 and encodes 214 amino acids. The transcript is spliced from 5 exons.